Molecule: messenger RNA, 405 nt
Organism: Dendrobium catenatum
Lineage: Eukaryota; Viridiplantae; Streptophyta; Magnoliopsida; Asparagales; Orchidaceae
Product: probable protein ABIL1
Exons: 1
Coding region: 1-405 (134 amino acids)
Source: RefSeq, a predicted model, not a curated record
AUGGUGCUAGAUGAUUGGAAAGACCAUGCUGUUCGAGCCCUAGUCAACGUUGUUGAUCACUUGGGAACUGUUGCUCAUAAAUUAACAGACUUGUAUGAUCAACAAACAACUUAUAUGUCAACCGUGGAUCUCAAUAUUUCAUGUCUAAAUCAGUACAUGCUUACAUGCCAAAAUUAUAUGGAAAAAGAAGGCAUUAGGCAGAAGCAAAUAUCAGGAAGAGCUCCAAGGCAUCACAAACAUUACAUUUUAUCAAGCUCCCGUCCUCAGCAGCGCAUGUCCAUCUCCACCUCUCCGCUUCCACUGUACCGUUCUUCCUCACCCAUCAAACCCAACCAGGCGCCUCCUUGCUUACAACCUCCAGCUAAAGCAACUCUUCCCGCGCUUCUUUCACAACAGCAGAACUGA